CUAAAGAUUCCUAUUUCACGCAUAAAAGGCAAGAGCUCAUCUUCCACUAUCGCGCUCCUACACUCCAGCCAUCGGAACCUUGAAAUGGAAACCCAAUAAGAUCUCUGUCGAGAAAACCCUUGAGCCCUAUCUUGCCUCAAUAUCUUUUUUCUUUAUCUGUUGCAUUGUCUCCUUCUGGGUCUCGACGACUCUCACUAGUAGUCAAGAUUUAAAGUAUGAGAGUGAGGAAGCAAAGACGCCACCGCAAGGCGGUGAGGUUUUAUACAGCAUGUUUUGGGUUCAGGCAACCGUUUAAGAUUCUGUGUGAUGGAACAUUUGUGCAUCACCUUAUAGUAAAUAGCAUUGCGCCAGCUGAUAAAGCUUUGUCUAAUAUACUUGGUGGCCCUGUGAAGCUCUUCACCACCAGAUGUGUCCUUGGGGAGCUCAAAAGACUCGGUAAUUCCUAUUCUGAAUCUCUCCAAGCUGCUCAUAAACUCAUGAUUGCGAGAUGUGAUCAUGAGAAUAAAAAGAGUGCUGAAGCUUGCAUUGUGGAGAUUAUUGGAGAAAAUAAUCCUGAGCAUUUUUUUGUGGCAACCCAGGACUUUGUUAUGAGGAAGAAGUUUCGGGAGGUUCCAGGUGUCCCCCUCAUUUUUGGUCUGAGAAAUGCGGUCCUCCUUGAGCCACCAUCUGCAUUUCAACAUGAGUUUGUCAAGACCUCUGAAGAAGAACGCUCACGUGUGACCGAGUUAGAACAUAAAAUGUUAAAAAACAGGACCAAGAGUAUGUUGACUAAAGAGAAAUCUGGACAUUCUUCUGAUGAAAAUGAAGGUCCAAGAGAUCAAGAUUUGGAAAUGCAGCCUGUUAGAAAGAAGCAAGGCACUGGAAAGAGAAUGGAUGUCAAGGAUAGAGCUCAAUUUAAAAGAAAGAAAGUCAAGGGACCAAAUCCACUUUCAUGCAAGAAGAAAAAAAAGGAUGUAAACCUAAAGCCUUCAUCUGAGAAGGAAAGUAAAGCUGUUGAUGGUUUCGUGAGAAGUAGGAGCAGGAAAAGAAAAAGAUCACGCAAAGGCAAACCACUUUCCGAGUCUUCCCCGGCAAAUUGAUAGAGCUUCUAACAAUGAAGUAAGCAUGCAUUAAAUUGGUUAACUUAAGGACUCCUUAUGUGAAGAUGCUAUAUUAUCAUUGGCAAUGGGAUCAUAUGUUUUUUAUACUCCUUUUCCCCCUUCCUCAGAAGUAUUAAGUAUUCAGGUUUAGGAACUUGAAAGGAAUAGAUAAUGUGUCAUAUAUUUACAUUUAUCGAGAUGGUAUCUGACAUGUGUAGCCUCAAAAGCCUUGUGUGCCAGUUUUUUGUUUUUCUUGUUUUUAACUGAUGAGCAGUGUUUGAGUGAAAUCUAUUCAUAGUCAUUGAAUUUCAGAUCAUUAUCAACCAAAUAUCUCUAUUUUAUUU
Molecule: messenger RNA, 1423 nt
Organism: Jatropha curcas
Lineage: Eukaryota; Viridiplantae; Streptophyta; Magnoliopsida; Malpighiales; Euphorbiaceae
Gene: MEE21
Product: PIN domain-like family protein
Cellular component (GO): small-subunit processome
Source: RefSeq, a predicted model, not a curated record